Molecule: messenger RNA, 921 nt
Organism: Microtus ochrogaster (prairie vole)
Lineage: Eukaryota; Metazoa; Chordata; Mammalia; Rodentia; Cricetidae
Gene: Hsd17b3
Product: hydroxysteroid 17-beta dehydrogenase 3
Biological process (GO): steroid biosynthetic process
Cellular component (GO): endoplasmic reticulum
Molecular function (GO): testosterone dehydrogenase (NADP+) activity
Source: RefSeq, a predicted model, not a curated record
AUGGAGCAGCUCUUCUUUUUUGUGGGGCUGCUUGUGUGCCUGCUCUGCCUGCUCAAGUGUGUGAGGCUUUCCCGGUACCUCUUGGUGAGCUUCUGGAAGGUUUUACCAGGGUCUUUCCUGCGAUCGAUGGGACAAUGGGCAGUGAUCACCGGAGCAGGAGAUGGCAUCGGAAAAGCCUAUGCAUUUGAGCUAGCCAAACAUGGACUCAACGUAGUACUUAUCAGCCGGACACUGGAAAAGCUACAGGCCAUUGCAGAGGAGAUUGAGGGGGCCACUGAAAGCCGUGUGAAGAUUGUGCAAGCAGAUUUUACCAGAGAAGACAUUUAUGACCAUAUUAAAGAAAAACUUAAAGGUUUAGAAAUCGGAAUUUUAGUCAACAAUGUUGGAAUGCUCCCCAGCCUGCUCCCAAGCCGUUUCCUGAACACUCCCGGUGAGAUCCAGAGUCUCAUCCACUGCAACGUCACAUCUGUAGUCAAGAUGACACAGCUUGUUCUGAAGCGCAUGGAGUCAAGGCAGAAAGGCCUCAUCUUGAACAUUUCUUCUGGGGCAGCCCUUUGUCCCUGGCCUCUGUAUGCCCUGUACUCAGCUUCCAAGGCUUUCGUGUGUACGUUCUCCAAGGCCCUGCAUGUAGAAUACAGAGCUAAAGGAAUCAUUAUCCAGGUGCUGACCCCUUUUGCUGUCUCAACCCCAAUGACAAAGCAUCUAAAUACCAACAUGGUGACCAAGACUGCGGAAGAGUUUGUUAAAGAGUCCUUGAAAUACGUCACGAUUGGGGAUGAGACCUGUGGCUGUCUUGCUCAUGAAAUCUUGGCAAUGCUGCUGAACCUGAUCCCUUCCAGAAUCUUCUACAGCGACACCUUCCAAAAAUUCUUCCUGACAGGCUACUCAGAUUAUCUGAAGCGCAACACCAGCAACAGAUAG